This is a messenger RNA of Penicillium verhagenii, 1596 nucleotides long. RefSeq names its product cytochrome P450. The transcript has a single exon. Bases 1 to 1596 code for a protein of 531 amino acids. NCBI's taxonomy places the organism in Eukaryota, Fungi, Ascomycota, Eurotiomycetes, Eurotiales, Aspergillaceae. The record is from RefSeq and is a predicted model, not a curated record. Gene Ontology annotation, molecular function: iron ion binding; monooxygenase activity; heme binding.
AUGGAGUUUGCUAUAUCCACAACCCGAGCGUUACUUGGACUAGUCCUCCUUUUCAUCGCGAUCACUCUAUACUUGGUACACGUCAAUAAACUAAGUAAGCGUCUGCCGUUACCCCCCGGUCCCCCAGGGCAUCCACUUUGGGGCCAUCUACAGGUCAUCCCUAAAGAUCACCCCGAGCAUCAAUUCGUGAAAUGGGGGAAGCAGUACAACUCUGAUGUAUUGUAUUUCAAUGUUCUCGGUCGCAAAAUCCUUGUGGUCAACAGCGUGGAUGCGGCCCAUAAUCUAAUGGAUAAGAAAGGUGCAAACUAUUCUGAUCGCCCCCGCUUCGUUCUUUUCGAAGUCAUGGGAUGGGGCGUCACUCUCACUUUUCUUCGGUGGUCGCCUCGAUUCAAGCUCCAUCGGAAGCUCCUUCAGCAGUCAUUCACCCAAACGGCCUGCAAGCCAUAUCGACCUAUCCAGCAGGAGGAAGCCCGGCGGGCUGUCAAAGCCAUUUUGUGCAAGCCACAGGACUGGGAAUUACUAUUGCGGCAGUUCUCUACUGCUGUCGUAUUACGGAUUGGAUUUGGGAUUGAUGUCAAAGAAGAAAAUGAUCCCUAUGUCCAAAUGGCAAUUAACGUCGAAGAAGCCACCGGCAAAGGUGGUGUCCCGGGCGCGUCAAUUGUCGAUUUCUUUCCUAUAUUCCGCUAUCUACCCAACAUUUCUGAGAGAUUCUCUACAAUUUUCCAGCCCUUGGUCCAUGCCCGCCGCUCAAAGCCUACUAUUCAGCAGUUACAUGAUGCACCUUGGGAUGCAAUGGAGUCAUUGAUUCGGUCUGGCACAGCUACCCAGCCAUCAUUUAUGCUAAAUCACUUCGGUCGGUAUCUUUCAAACCAGAAACUUGGCAAAGUUAAUGAAGCCACCAUCGCCGACCUUAAAGGCGCCGCUGGAGCUAUUUCAAUUGCCGGUGGUAAUACGACUUGGUCGACCGUGAUUGUGUGUGUCCUGAAUCUUAUGAUGCACCCGGAAAUCCAAGCGAAGGUACAAGAUGAAAUUGAUAGAGUGGUCGGAUUAGACAACAACAAGGACCUUCUUCGAUUACCCAAUUUUGAGGAUCGAGCACACCUAAAAUAUCUUGAAAAUGUUAUUCAAGAGGCAACACGAUGGGCCCCGCUAUCUCCACUUGGUGUGCCCCAUGCCUCGCUUGCCGACGAUACCUACAAUGGAUACUUCAUCCCAGCUGGAUCAGUGGUAUUUGCAAAUGCCUGGGCUAUGUCGCGGGACGAGCGCUUCUACUCAUCACCGGAUGAUUUCAACCCAGACCGAUAUAUUCCUUGUACAGAGGUUGAGAGUGGAAAGGGGGAGCCCCUCCCAGAGGGACCCUUUGGAUUUGGAAGGAGAGUUUGCCCCGGGCAGCAUUUGGCUCUUGCUGGUGUGUAUAUCGUUGUCGCAACACUGCUGGCAACUAUGGAUCUGAGAUGCCCCGUCGAUGAAACAAGUGGUGAAAGAAUCGAGCCAAGGGUGACUUUCUCAAAUGGUUUGAGUGGCGUUCCUGAUAGUUUUCCGUGUGUCAUUACUCCGCGAUCAGAAAGAGCCAAAGAGCUGCUGCUUACAAGCUGA